AUGAAUGAUUCAAAUGUUAACAUUGUUGGUUUAUCUGACGAAAUUUUAUUGACUAUUUUCAAGAAACUUAAUAAUUUUGAUGUGUUAUAUUCACUCGUCGGUGUUAAUCAUAAACUCGAUAGAAUAGCAUGUGACAUUGCCUUCACUCGAGAUGUUGAUUUAAUGAUGAUAUCAUCAAAUGAAGGGGAUGUUUCGACAACAGAUGCAAUACUUGAUCGAUUUUGUUCCGAUAUAAUCCCUCGAAUUCAUAACAACAUGGAAAGUCUUACUGUUCAAGCAUCCUUAUUGCAACGUGUUCUUCAUGCCAAUAGUUAUCCUAAUUUACAUAAGUUGACUCUUGUCAAUCUUAAACUCAGUAUGGAUUCUCACAUCUUCGAUGAAAACUUGCUAUUUGAUCCUACUUUCAAACACCAAAUUUCAGAAUUAAUCAUAAAGAGCGAUUACAAAAUUUCAAGUACAUCAGAGCAGAAGUUCUUAACCGAUGUUUAUGUCAAAAUUUUUGUCUUAUUACCAAAUCUGAAGUAUUUUGAUUCAGAUGUUUAUUACGAUUAUUAUUUCUCACAAGCAUUGACAAGUGAUUUAUCUUUUCCUAAAUAUUAUUCAUCAAACAUUGCUUAUUUACGUAUGAAAAUGUGUUAUUUCGACGAUUGUCUUUACUUACUUGAUGGUCGUCUUAGUCAAUUACAUACAUUUAUUGUUGAUCUCAAGCACAUACAUGAACCAUCAGCAAUUCAUUUAAGUUCAUCAAGACUCAUACGAAAUUCAUUAAAGCUAAUAAAUAAUGCGAAGUCUCUACUUCACCUGAAAUGUUUUUCGCUGUAUGUCCAUACUCCAAUGGUUGAAUUUGAUUCUCUUGUUAUUCCGCUUCUUCAUCGAAUGUUACAUUUGGAAAAGCUCACAUUAUCUGUCCAUGUUCGUCAUCGAAGUUCAUUCAUUGAUGGGAUUCAUCUAGAUAAGAAUAUACUUAAUAUUUCUGUCUCACCACCUCGUCGUCGUCUUCGUCGUAAUCAUAAACAAUCAACAGAAAAUAGUCAUGAUGCUGAAACAUUGAGUAAGUCAUCACUUCAUGAUCAUGCAUCAUCAAUUGAUAGAACAAGUUCAAAUGAAGUCAUUGAAGAUGUUGAUUUGUAA
This is a messenger RNA of Rotaria sordida, 1131 nucleotides long. Lineage: Eukaryota; Metazoa; Rotifera; Eurotatoria; Philodinida; Philodinidae. The record is from the annotation of a GenBank genome assembly.